AUGGACCCGAAGAUCGAUUCGACCAUCCUCGACGGCACUAUCAGUCGCUCGAUCGAGAUCGGUCUCCGCGUGAUCGGCGUUUGGCCCGACUCGUCCUACGCCUUCCUUCGUCGCGCCUUCUGGAUGAUCACCCUGACGAUAGCCCAGACCUUUCAGUAUCGCUAUUUCGUCGUACACGUCCGUACCGAAGAUCUGUCGCAUCUCAUGGACGGUCUGAGCACCACCAUGUCCUACAGCUUGCUACUUCUGAAACUCACGAUAUUCUGGAUCAAACGACGGAUAUUCUACGACAUCCUGAUGAUUAUGGCACGCGAUCGAAGCGAGUGCGCGACCGACUGGGCCGUCUGCUCGAUGUCGAGAACGAUCUACGUCUCGCAUCGUUCCUCCAACCUGAUCAUCGGUCUCUACUCGAUGUCAGUGUUUCUCUACGGCAUCGGCGUGCUCUUCGCUCACGCCGACGAGAUCGAUGACGAGAUGAAUGUGCAGCUCGCGGUGCCAGCGCGGGAGCUGUUUCUCAAGAUGGAACUACCCUUCGAGUCCAAUGCCUCCCCCGUUUACGAGGUCGUCAUGGUCACGCAGUUUUUUCAUCAGCUCGCGGCAGCCACGAUAGUCGGCGUAUUGAACGCUCUAAUUGUCUCGUUGAUUCUUCACGUAGGUGGGCAAAUCGAUAUAAUGUGCCGAGGGUUGCUAGAAAUCUCUCCAGACGACGACGCGUUCGACUUGCGAACCACCGUCAAGGCAUUAAUACGUCGGCAUCAGAGAAUUAUCGCAUUGUCAGCCGACAUCGAAACUCUCUUCUCAUAUAUAGCUUUGAUGCAAUUUCUGUGGAACACUUUGGUCAUCUGUUGCCUCGGAUUUUUAAUUGUAACAUCGGUAGGCGACACGCAAGGCUCGACGAUGCUGAUCAAGUCUCUCUUUUUUUACGUUGUCAUCACUUUGGAAGCGUUCAUUUUUUGUUACGCCGGGGAAUAUCUCAGCGCCAAGGGUAGAAUGAUCGGCGAUGCAGCGUACGAGGCGAAAUGGUACAAUUCGAGUCCCACGCAAAGCCGUAUUUUAUUACUAUUAAUUUUGAGAUCGCAGAGAAAAUUGACUAUUACAAUCGGAAAAUUUAUGGAUCUCUCCUUAGAACGUUUCACGACAAUUAUUAAGGCAUCAGCGUCUUAUGUUUCCGUGCUGCAUGCUAUGUCUUGAAGAUAUAGCGAAUAAUAGAAGAG
Cataglyphis hispanica is the source of this 1214-nucleotide messenger RNA. Its product is annotated as odorant receptor 4-like. The record is from RefSeq and is a predicted model, not a curated record. Gene Ontology annotation, molecular function: olfactory receptor activity; odorant binding. NCBI's taxonomy places the organism in Eukaryota, Metazoa, Arthropoda, Insecta, Hymenoptera, Formicidae. Gene Ontology annotation, biological process: detection of chemical stimulus involved in sensory perception of smell; sensory perception of smell. Gene Ontology annotation, cellular component: plasma membrane. The coding region runs from base 1 to 1191 and encodes 396 amino acids. The transcript has 6 exons.